AAGCAAAUAACAGCACCGUAUUGUGAAUGCUAAAGACUCGCAUCGACGAGACGAUGGUCACCAGUAAGGUGGAUUCUCAAUCGGUUGUGGCAGUUCCAAAAAUGAAUUCCCUGCGUCCGCGCAAGCCGGUUAGCAGCAAUUCGUCAGGCUUUCGACUCAUGGACGGCGAUCAGCUCGAAAUAAAUUCGAGUGUAAGUCGCAAUUCAAUCUAUAAGCUCAAAAUCGAUCUGAUGUUUGACGAUUCCAGAUCAAUGCGCAGCAAUCGACUUGAUGAUCCCCGCGGGUCCCACCGUACACGUUCCAUCAUCAUGUACGGACGGAGUGAGCUUGCCAGUACUGCGGAAGACAAAAACUGUUCCUUAAGCAGUUUCCUGCAGGAGUCAAACGAGUCGGCAAAAGUGUUGGCGGAAGCAGCGAAGAAGGAUGUGCAGCGUAUCACUAACAGUGUACAAGCACAAAUAGAGCAGCUCUUUACCGAUGUUGCUAAGGACGCCACCAGCAGCUUUGAGGUUACGUGCCUUGGAUCGCUCCCCUUGAAGGACAAAGUGACCAGUUUGCAGGGUUUGCAAGAGCCCCUUAGGCAGUUAUACUUAAAUGACAUUACGAAAAAGAAGCUAAGCUCUGGGUUUUUGGACAUCUGUACCACGGGGCUGCGUGUGAAGCUAACCAGUGUGCCAGGAAACGAUGACAACGAGGCACAUAUUACUCCAUUUCACAACAUUGCCGUUUGGUCGGCAGUAAAGUUUGUUAUUUCCGAGGAAGAUGGAGGAGCGGCCUUCCUUCCACUCAUCACUGAUCCAGAUAAUAUAGACAAGACCGCACUUUUCAAGCCGCUCAGUGCCGCAGAGCAGUUGAUCGUAGAAUUCAGCGUGCACGCACCCAUCUUUGCGGUAGUCAUGAGAGCUACUGGCACGCCAAAGAUAUUAGAGUGCCAUGGCUUCAUUUGCAAAAAUACCGAGGAUGCCAUCGUAAUCGCCGCAACGCUUUAUCAGAGCCUAAUGGCUCACGUCAGCAUAAGUUCGCACCGGAGCACCAAACGCCGAACCCCACGUCAGCAAAACGGCGUCAGUUGCAUCAGCAUUGCUAGCAGCUCUGCCAUGACUAGUUCCAACUAUUUGUCACGAUCUCAGAUAGCACCCAGCGUGGGCGGUCAACAUAGCUCCUUUCGGAGCAGCAGCGGCAGCAUCAUAGGAGCAGCACCCGCACCGCGUUCCGCACGUAGGAAACGGAUUUCGAACAGCUCCCUGAGCUGUAACAGCAACGUGAUUAACGAGGCUGCCGAGACAUCUACAGAGGAGCGCCGACGCAAAUCUCACAAAUCGAGGCGUGCUCCUCCAGUUCCAACCACAAAGCCGGGCUCCAUGUCUGCUUUGGGACUGCCAUUGGGCUACAAGGCCAGCACUCAUGCGAAUCGGUCGAACAACAUCGUCUGCAGCAAUGGACACGUGAGCAUGUGCUACAAUUCUCAUGCAAAGUCUGCCCAUCAGCACCCGAAGAAGCCAGCGGGCAGCGCAUACAUGUCGCAUGGCCUGGUCAAUUCUCUGAAUGGAGAUGCAAACGGCGUCCUACGCAACGAAUCCAAUGGCGACAUUUUGACACGUGUGGCGAUACCUAGGUCCGGAAGCUUCCUAAACACAGGCGGGCUGACCCGGUACAAGUCUCGAGCGGCCCGCCGCAACUCGGGCAAGUUAGGCGGUGGCGGUGGUGGAGGUUCCCCACUUGGUUUCAGCGAACUGUUUAAUGAAUUUCGUCUGCACGAGAACCUGCAUUCCUUAGACGAUAUCCUCUACGCAAUUAUCGACGCGGAUGGCAUGUCAUUUAAUGACCUUAAACCCAUAUACAAGGAGUUCUUGCUGAAGCUUGCGGUUACACUAACACAAGACGAGCUAUUCCAACGCUCCAAGAACAUUAUGCGGCGGCAGAAGAAGAAACAGCAGAAACGCAAGUCCAGUUUAAAUGGCCCUAAGAAGAAAUCGAGGAGCAUCUUUUUCGGCACGAAAAGCAUUAUGAAAGUUUUUCAGCUGGGCCAGUUUCGCUCUUGUCGUGGGAAAGUCUCCAAGUCCACCCGAUCCAAGGAGCAAUCAAACCGCCGCAAGGACAAACCCAUAAUUGGGCCACCCACGACGUGCCAAAGCCCUGACCAGCAGCAACAGCAUCAUCAUCAGCACCAACGAAAUCGCGCAGCGACCAGCGGCUCCGACGUAUCUGUUGUACGCAACGAACAUGCACUUCAAGGCCUGAACCGAAACAGCAGUAGCGGGUACGUCUCGUGCUCCGAGUGUAGCUACGAUUCCGAGACCUGCACCUGCGUCUCAGCCGACCGCUGCUACUGCAGUCUGAGGACCACUCAUACCAACCACAAACUACGGAAUAAGAACGAGCGGGAUAUCUGCAGCUCGCACAAACUCAUUGGCAAGCCCCAAGGUAUUCCCCCCAAUCGUCACUCCCUGAUUUCCUGCAAGUCGGAAGAUAAAUGCUACUGCUCGAUGGUCGAGGAAGAGCCAAACAGCACACUGGAGCACGAUUCGGUUAAUUCACGCGGAGACACUACCACAUCGUGUGACAGCGAUAGCUGCGUUAGUGCCAGCAAGUGUUACUGCAAACGUACUCAGGCCCGCCAGAGAGCAGAAUUGUUAAAGGACUCUGAGCAACGCAAUUUGCAUGCGACUUCGCGGAGAACAACAGAAAAGCUCGGUGUGGACUAUGAAUUAUUUACGAUCGGUGGCAACAGCAAGCCCGUGCAGCCGCAUGAAGCACUCAGUGUGAAGAAGAGCGUGGAGGCAGCUGCGGUCUUUGCCGACAUGAAGUUGAGCCAGACAACAGACAUUAAGAGCCUCUGCCCUCCGGCCGGGAGUGAUGCUGGUAGCAGCAAAUCGAAACCGGAGCCUGCUCGCACAAAUAGCUCUCCUUCCGAAAAGUUGUGCAGCGCCGAUGAUCUGCUUAACAAGCUAAAUGCGAUGGAAAAAUCGGCCAGUGGACCAGCCCUGUCUUUUUCCAGCUCUGCCAGCCGAAGCCGCAUGGGUAGCUAUCAAUCCAUGCGAGUGGUGGGCCACUCCCUUGAGGACUCGCUGGGAUAUUUACCAUAAACAUUUAAAAUAAUAGUUAAAUUAAUUACAGCUUGAGGCGUUUUUUUCAUUUUUAAUUGGCAAACCAUACUACCCCUAGCAGCUUAUGUUUCCCAAGAAAAUUAUGUUACAA
This is a messenger RNA of Scaptodrosophila lebanonensis, 3198 nucleotides long. RefSeq lists its product as uncharacterized. The record is from RefSeq and is a predicted model, not a curated record. Bases 27 to 3086 code for a protein of 1019 amino acids. The transcript is spliced from 7 exons. NCBI's taxonomy places the organism in Eukaryota, Metazoa, Arthropoda, Insecta, Diptera, Drosophilidae.